AGAGUGAGACUGUGACUCUGCAGAGUAAACAGCAGCAGACUCAGUUCACUUUCAGUCAGAAUGGGCCGUAACUGAGUUGAACUGGGAUAUUGUUUUCGAAGGAAACUGUGGAAAUAAUUCGUGUCGGGAUGGGACUGAAGAGGCGACUUGGCGUUCACAACACUUUCAUCCUGCUGGUUUUGGGGAAUAUUGCGACUGUAAUAUGCAUUAAUGUAAACCCCAAAACCCCAACAAUCAUCUCAGUCAACGAAUCCAUGGGGAACUUUAAAGUUUUUUGGUUGACAAACAUGGAGGGAAUUCUAAGUGAGAGUCUGACUGCUGAAGUGACAUAUCAUGUUAAAGGAUCCACUAGAGAGAAGUUUGUAGCGGUUAAGCAAACUGCAGCUAACGGAAGAAACAACUAUGUAAUACAAGGACAACUCUUGAAGCCAAGUACAACGUAUGCGGUCAGUGUGAGAAUGAUGGACUCGAGUAAAACGUUCAGUGACAGUAGUGACGAAAGGGAAUUUACAACCCGCAGAGAUGAAAUUGAAGAGAAGACACUGCAAGAACUGGAAGAAUCAGCGAUGUCCUCAGAUACUCUGUUCGCCAUCAUCAGCCUCUGUGUAGCUGCAGUCCUCAUCAGUGGUGUUAUAUAUGGCUGUUUCGUAAAACUCAGAUCAAAAUGGUGGGACACAGUGGAAAAAUGUCCAAAUCCAAAACUUCUUGAUAUGCAUCCAUCUGAGCAAAAGUUCUUGAAGACUGCACCGCCCAUCUUCUCCUCUGUCUGUGUUGAGCCUCUCUCAGAUGACAGGAGACUGUGGUUUAAACAUCCACUGAAAGACUCCAGUGAUGGGAGCCUUCAACAAAGCAGUGGAAUCGGCUCUGGCUCCUCUUGUCUCCGCGACGCCAACUCAGAACCUGCAGACAUUAUAAGUGAAGUUCAGGAUGCCACCAGGAAAGCCCUCUCUAAGAUCAUCAUCUCAACAACAUCACCUUUGACCACUGGCCUAAUGACAGACUUUCCCCAAGACAGCAGUUUGCUCUGUGCUCCUCACAACCUUUGUGAUGUACAAGAUGAGGACAUGAGCUCCGGGUUGUCUGCAUUCCUAAAUAAAACCUACUCCAUCCCCAUUCCUGGCGACCCAGUUCAGACUACGACAGACAUCUCUGAGGUCCAGAUUGAAAUGCCCUGCGAGACUGCGCACCGUCCAAGUGAGGGUGCCACUGUGAUCUCUACUUACCAACAGGCAGCACCAUGUCCACCCAUCACUUUGCCUUUCUCUUUGAUACCCACUGACAUUUCCUAUCAGCCGUGCAACACAAAUUCAGGGACAUGUUCAUUUCAAGACUCCGGUAUAUCCUCCGUCUCCAGUGGAACAAACACAACCCAAUCAUGUGAUCCUGUAUGUGAAGUUGAAGCUGCAUGUGAGGGUUUUGAAAAUGGAAAAAUUGAUGCCGAGGCCAUUGUUAGUGAUGAAAAUCCCUGCUCUGUGCCUGCAGAGUCACACAGCAUCCCUGCAGUGGACUACGACUAUCAGCCGUUUCAACACCUAGUGGAGCCGAGUGUUUUCAUUUCAGACAUGAAAGGGGGUGAGAAAGAGGAACAUUGCAACCAUCCUGAGGACCCUUACAUCAAGACCCCUCAAACAGUAUAAAACUCUGAGCUACAGAGACCUCUUCUGUCCCUGAUCUCAGCUGAUCAGUCCAUGCCGAUAAUCACAGACAGCGGCUACCAGUGCUUGUAGAGCUACUAUUUUUUAUGUACUUGCUUUUUGUUGUUUUGAGUUUCUUUGAAUUCAGGGAAUGUAAAAUAUGAGAGGAAGUGGAUAAUGCUGAUUGUUGUGUGACUAAAGUUUCUGUUUCAGUUUACUUUAAAGCAGCAGAGGAGGAGAGAAAAUGAAACUCAAGGUUCUUUUUAGUGCAGUGGAGGCCAUCCUGUGGACCACAUGAACUGUGCGAGUUUGAGUGUGUUUGAUCUUGAAACUGUAUUGCUGCCAUUCUUGACCAGGUCUCCUUUGAAAAAGAGAUCUUUGAUCUCAGUGGGACUAACCUGGUUAAAUAAAGGUUAAAUGAAUAAACACGUUGCUCACUUAAUGCAGCCUGCAAGUUUAAUAUACACUGCCUGGCCAAAAAAAAAGUCGCCACCUGGAUUUAGCAAAGCAAAUAGGUACGAGCCUCCUAUUGGAUAAUUAUUGCACGGGCGAUUAUCUUUCAGCUGGCAACAAGUUAUUUAACCCCAGCUGAUGCAAUGAGUAACUUCUCAUUUCUUAAACAACCAUGUCGAAAGACACAUCCUGUGGUCGUGGAAAAGGUGUUAGUCUGUUUAAGAAUGGCCAAACCAUUGGCAUGCAUCAAGCAGAGAAAACAUCUAAGGAGAUUGCAGAAACUACUAAAAUUGGGUUAAAAACUGUCCAACGCAUUAUUAAAAACUGGUAGGAUAGUGGGGAACCAUCGUCUUCCAGGAAGAAAUGUGGUCAGAAAACAAUCCUGAAUGAUCGUGAUCGGCAAUCACUUAAACGUUUGGCCAAAUCAAAUCGAAGAAAAACAACAGUAGAACUCAGGAGUAUGUUUAAUAGUGGAAGUAAGAGCAUUUCCACACACACAAUGCAAAGGGAACUCAAGGGAUUGGGACUGAACAGCUGUGUAGCCUUAAGAAAACCACUAAUCAGUAAGGCUAACCAGAAAAAAAAGGCUUCAGUUUGCUAGGGAGCGUAAAGAUUGGACUCUGGAGGGAUGGAAGAAAGUCAUGUGGUCUGAUGAGUCCAGAUUUACCCUGUUCCAGAGU
Molecule: messenger RNA, 2767 nt
Organism: Cheilinus undulatus (humphead wrasse)
Lineage: Eukaryota; Metazoa; Chordata; Actinopteri; Labriformes; Labridae
Exons: 9
Coding region: 129-1637 (502 amino acids)
Molecular function (GO): protein binding
Source: RefSeq, a predicted model, not a curated record